Macrosiphum euphorbiae (potato aphid) is the source of this 1986-nucleotide messenger RNA. NCBI's taxonomy places the organism in Eukaryota, Metazoa, Arthropoda, Insecta, Hemiptera, Aphididae. The record is from the annotation of a GenBank genome assembly.
AUGGAAAAACUGCUGAGACCCGAUCGUUUUGAAGCAGACCAAAAUUCACCCACAGCAGCCAAGGAGUGGUCUCAUUGGAAGAAAUUGUUCCAAAAUUAUAUUGCAGAGGCCAAACUAAAAGAGGAGGAUAAAUUAAAGGUACUCAUUAACUUUUUAAGCCACUCAGUGUAUGACCAUAUAAGCGACUGUAAAGAUUUCAGUGAUGCUAUUAAAAUUCUAGAUGGUAUUUAUAUAAAGCCUAAAAAUGAAAUAUUUGCCAGACAUCUAUUAGCCACAAAGAAACAACUGACAAGUGAAUCUAUUGACCAAUACUUGCAGUCUCUAAAGAUUUUAGCUAAGGAAUGUACAUUUAAAGCCGUUAGUCCCUCACAGUAUAAGGAUGAGUACAUAAGAGACGCAUUCAUUAAUGGUAUCAUGUCUAAUAGCAUCCGUCAACGUCUGUUAGAAAACGACGAACUAAGUCUAGAACGAGCAGUGAUGCAGUCACGAGCGCUAGAGAUGGCACAAAAGCAGUCUGAAGCCUACUCUAUGCCUGUAGAAUCUAUAAAUCAUGUAAAUACCGAAGCAGAAGACGAACAAUCUGAAUCAAUGAUCGCAGCCAUCCGACAAAAAUGUUUUUUUUGCGGGUAUGACCGGCAUCCGCGUAGCUCUUGUCCAGCUAGGGAAGCUGUGUGUAGGAAUUGUGACAAAAAAGGUCAUUUCUCCAAAGUUUGCAAAUUAAAGAAAACUCAAAACUCAAAUAAGUCUAAUACAACUACUUCGGCUUUUAUUGCAAAUCUAGCCUGCAUCUCUGCAAACUUACCGGGUGCUCUAUCAAAAACAGUUAUUAAAGUUAGAGUCAAUGAUAUGGAAGCAAAUGGUCUAGUGGAUACUGGAGGUUCAAGUAGCUUCAUAGAUGAUGAAUUUGUCCAGUAUCAUAAAAUAAAGGUAUUUCCUAAGAAGGGACAGGUAGUUUUAGCAUCUGCAGAGCAUUCAUCACACUUAAAAGGGUUUGUUUGCGUAGACUUAUCAUUGCAAGGGCACGUGUAUAAAGAUGUCAAAUUAUCAGUACUGUCAAAAUUAUGCACUGAUGUUCUCAUAGGUCAUGAUAUAUUACAGAAACACUCUAAAGUAGAAGUUACCUUUGGCGGGCCUAAAUCCCCUUUAUUAAUCUGUAAUAUGUCUUCAACAGCAAUAGAACCAAAUGUAAUAAAACCCAUGCCCUCAUUUGUAAUAGAACCUCCUCGCCUUUUCAAGAACCUAGCUUCCAACUGCAAACCUAUAGCUGUCAAAUUACGCCAAUAUUCUGAGGAGGACUAUACAUUUAUCAAGGAUGAAAUAAUUAAAUUAUUGAAUGAAAAUGUUAUUGAGGAGAGUAUGUCGCCAUGGCGAGCCCAGGUAUUAGUUACAAAAACUGAAAACCAUAAAAAACGCAUGGUAAUCGAUUACUCUCAAACAAUUAAUAGGUUCACAAUGUUAGAUGCCUAUCCUCUACCAAAUAUAAAUGACCUAGUUUCCAAAGUAGCCCAAUAUAGUAUAUAUAGUACUAUAGAUUUACAUAAUGCAUACCAUCAGAUACCGAUCCACGAGGAGGAAAGAGAUUAUACAGCUUUUGAGGCUGCUGGUCGCCUUUAUCAUUUUCGGAAAAUCCCUUUUGGAGUGACAAAUGGAGUGGCCUGUUUCCAAAGAGUGAUGGAUAAAAUAAUAUCAAAUGAGAACCUAAAUGGAGUAUACGCUUAUUUAGACGAUAUAACAAUAUGUGGAAAAAAUCAGUCUGAGCAUGACCUGAACCUGAAUAAAUUUCUCAAUGCAAUGAAAAAUUAUGGACUCAUACUAAAUGAAAAUAAAUGUCAGUAUUCUAUGCAAACAAUUACACUUCUUGGACACCAGAUCACGAAUAAAAGUGUAAGUCCAGACCCAGAUCGAUUGAAGCCUCUUUUGAAUCUACCUCCACCCAAGGACGCCAAAUCAUUAAAGAGGGUUUUAGGUAUGUUUUCUCAUUAUUGA